Messenger RNA from Aspergillus uvarum CBS 121591, 718 nucleotides. RefSeq lists its product as uncharacterized. The record is from RefSeq and is a predicted model, not a curated record. Lineage: Eukaryota; Fungi; Ascomycota; Eurotiomycetes; Eurotiales; Aspergillaceae. Gene Ontology annotation, biological process: regulation of transcription by RNA polymerase II. Gene Ontology annotation, cellular component: mediator complex. The coding region runs from base 122 to 718 and encodes 198 amino acids. The transcript is spliced from 2 exons. Gene Ontology annotation, molecular function: transcription coregulator activity.
CAUCCAUCCAUAACACCUACUCUUCCACCAUCUCCUCACACCACCUCUUCCCUCUUACUUACUUCUUCUACGUUCUCUCCACCUCACACAACGCCACCCCCCAUCAAAACGAUAAUUCAAAAUGGCCGACAUCCUAACCCAACUCCAAACCUGCCUCGACCAACUAGCAACCCAAUUCUACGCCACCCUAGGCUACCUAACAACCUACCACGACAACAGCCCGGCCACCGUGCCCCCGCAAACCCCCCACGCCGCGCCCGCGCUCGCCAAAAUCCCCAAGACCUCCUCCGCGCCCCCGGUCCCCGCCAGCGCACCCCUCGCCGCCCAGCAGCAGAGCAACCAGACCCAACAAACACCAGCCGAGAACCCAGCACCGGUUCAACCAGGCGCACCGGAGGACACAACAGCUCCGGGGCAAGGGCAGGACCCCACGCUCCCACCGGCGCCCGACUCGCCCCGGACGUUCGCGGCGCGGCAGCGCGAGCUGGCGAGGGAUUUGGUGAUCAAGGAGCAGCAGAUUGAGUAUUUGAUUAGUGUGUUGCCCGGGAUUGGGUCGAGUGAGGCGGAGCAGGAGCUCCGCAUAAAAGAAUUGGAAAGAGAGUUGAGGCGGUGGGAGGGGGUGCGCGGGGAGAGGAUGCAGGAACUCAAGGCGUUGAGGGGCCGGUUGGAGGGGGUGUUGGGGGCGAUGGAGGUGGGGGUUCAUGGGGAGCGUGCUUAG